Messenger RNA from Cannabis sativa, 1941 nucleotides. Its product is annotated as probable flavin-containing monooxygenase 1. Lineage: Eukaryota; Viridiplantae; Streptophyta; Magnoliopsida; Rosales; Cannabaceae. The transcript has 5 exons. Gene Ontology annotation, molecular function: NADP binding; flavin adenine dinucleotide binding; N,N-dimethylaniline monooxygenase activity. Bases 141 to 1715 code for a protein of 524 amino acids. The record is from RefSeq and is a predicted model, not a curated record.
ACAAAAACCCACCCCAACCCAAAUAUCAGUACUAUAGAAAUUCACUUUCUCUCUGUCUAAAUAUAUAUCUGCAAAAACCAAAACUAAUAAUCUCAUAAUAAUCAAUCUAAGUAGUACUGUUAAUAUAAUAAUAUAUAGAAAUGGCUCGUACUCCUAUUUUUUCUAAAAUCGGGAUAAUAGGAGCUGGGGUUAGUGGUAUAGCUGCAGCCAAACAGCUGAGACACCAUGAUCCCAUAGUAUUUGAAGGGAGUGAGACGAUUGGAGGGGUGUGGAGCCAUUGCUCAUACAGGUCCACUAAGCUCCAAUCGGCUCGCCUAGACUAUGAGUUUACGGAUUUCCCAUGGCCUGGUGCAGAGAGAGAGGAGUCUAGCUUUCCUUCCCACCUUGAGGUGUUGGACUACCUCAACUCCUACGCUCGUCACUUUGACAUCCUCAAAUGCGUAAGGUUCAAUUCUAAGGUGGUGGGGCUCCGCUACCUUGCCGGAAAAACUAGUGAAGAACCCGCCGAUCUCCGCGCUACACCACCGGAAGAAUACGGCAGCCUCCUCUCGGGUCACCCCGUUUGGGAAGUUGCUGUCCAGACCAACAAUUCGGACGAUAUUCAGCUGUACAAUUUCGAGUUUGUGGUGGUGUGCAUUGGAAGGUACGGAGAUGUAGCGAGAAUGCCAGAGUUUCCAGAGAAGAAGGGACCUGAGAUAUUUGGAGGAAAAGUUUUGCAUACAAUUGAUUACUGCAAACUUGACAAAGAUGCCACUUCUGAUCUCAUUAAGGAUAAGAAAGUUUCUGUUAUUGGCUUUAAGAAAUCUGCUAUCGACUUGGCUUUGGAAUGUGCUCUACAAAACCAAGGACCAGAAGGGAAACCAUGUACAAUGGUAGUAAGGACUCUGCAUUGGACAGUUCCCCAUUACUGGAUUUGGGGUUUACCAUUUUUCCUUUUUUAUUCCACAAGGUCUGCACAGUUUCUCCAUGAAAGGCCCAACCAGAGCAUUUUGAGGGUCCUCCUUUGCUCUCUUUUCUCUCCAUUAAUGAGGCAAGCAGUUUCAAAGUUCAUAGAAUCUUAUCUGCUAAAGAAGCUUCCUUUGGAGAAGUAUGGACUAAAACCAGAACACCCUUUUGUGGAAGACUAUGCAUCUUGCCAGAUGGCUCUUAUGCCAGAAAAAUUCUUCCCAGAAGCUGAUAAGGGAAAAAUUGUGUUUAAAAAAGCAUCAAAUUGGUGGUUCUGGGAGAAAGGAAUCGAGUUUGAAGACAAGUCGAAAAUUGAAGCUGAUGUUGUAGUCCUUGCAACUGGCUAUGAUGGAAAGAAAAAGCUUAAAGCUAUCAUACCAGAGCCAUUCCGCAGCUUAUUGGACUACCCAUCUGGUCUUAUACCACUAUACAGGGGUACAAUCCAUCCUUUGAUCCCAAACAUGGGAUUUGUAGGCUAUGUCGAAAGUAUUUCGAAUCUGCAUUCAUCUGAAUUGCGUUCGAUAUGGCUAUCUCGAUUGGUGGACAAGAAGUUUAAGCUCCCAGCAGUGUCAACAAUGCUUGAAAGAACACUUAAGGAGGUGGAAGUUAUGAAGAGAACAACAAGGUUUUACAAGAGGAACUGUAUUUCUACUUACAGUAUCAAUCACAGUGAUGAAAUAUGUGAGGAAAUGGGGUGGAAUGCUUGGAGGAAAAAGACUUGGUUAUCUGAAGCAUUUAGCCCAUAUCGCAGUCAAGACUAUUUUAACUGAUAAGAUUGAAAUUAAGUUACCAUACCAUAAAAUGCAGUCAAAAAGUUUCUGCAGCAUUUAGUUUCUAAGUAUUAAGCUAAGCUUACUAUGUACUAUGAGAUGAGUCUAAGAGUAGAGGAAGAAAAGAAGAGAAAAAAAUAAAUUUUAGGGAAAGUAAAUGCAUAUAUAGUGUAUCCAGCCAAAUUAAUGAUAUUAUCUAAAUAAUAUUGACUUUUAAAAUCUCCAA